AAUUUUUAUUUAAUGUUUCCUACGCAUCGUCUCACCAAACUAGUUAAAGUUUAAACUGUCAUCUUGCAAAGCCUAAAAAACCCCAACCCACAACUCUGAACACAAGCACAGAAACCAUGGCCUCCUCCAUAGAACACAGAACCAUUAAUGUCAAUGGCAUUAAUAUUCAUGUAGCAAUCAAAGGUCCAGAGAAUGCCCCAGUUAUUCUCUUCAUCCAUGGAUUCCCUCAACUAUGGUAUUCCUGGAGACACCAGAUUGAGGCUCUAUCCUCACUUGGCUACAGAGCUGUGGCACCGGACUUGAGAGGGUAUGGUGACACAGAUGCGCCAGCUGAGGUUACAAGUUACACCGUUCUCCAUGUGGUUGGUGAUUUGAUUGGGUUGCUUGAUGUUGUUGCUCCGAAUCAAGAGAGUGUUUUUGUUGUGGGACAUGAUUGGGGUGCUUUGAUGGCUUGGCAUUUGGCUUUGUUUAGACCAGAUAGAGUUAAAGCUUUGGUUAACUUGAGUGUUUUGUUUAAUCCAAGGAAUCCCAGUAGGAAAGUUAUUGCGACUUUGAAGGCUGUUUAUGGUGACGAUUAUUAUAUUAUCAGAUUCCAGGAGCCUGGAGAGAUUGAAGCUGAGUUUGCAGAGAUAGGUACAGAGAAAGUUCUCAAGGAAUUCUUAACCUACCGCACUCCAGCUCCUCUCUUUUUACCUAAAGGCCAAGGGUUUAAUGGAAAGCCUCUGGACACUCCAGUUGUCUUACCCUCUUGGUUGUCUGAAGAAGAUGUCAAGUACUACACCAGCAAGUAUGAGCAGAAAGGCUUUACUGGAGGAUUGAACUAUUACCGAAAUCUUGACCGGAACUGGGAACUUACCGCACCAUGGACUGGAGCUCAAAUAAAAGUUCCAGUCAAGUUUAUCGUGGGUGAUCAGGACCUCACCUAUAAUUCUCUCGGUGCCAAGGAUCAUAUAGCCAAGGGCGGGUUCAAAAGAGACGUUCCAUUUCUACAUGACCUAGUUGUAAUGGAAGGUGUGGGUCAUUUUAUCAAUGAAGAGAAACCUGAAGAGAUCAGUAAGCACAUUUACGACUUCUUUCAAAAGCUCUAGUUCGCUUGCUUGAUUUCCCUUCUGUUGUCCUUGCUGAGGAGAUAAAGAAGGCAAGUGUGUGCAUUCGUAUGUUCAAGGCUUGCAUGCUCCUGUGGGGUUUUGAUUAUUUGAAUGGGAUGUUCUUGCGGUGAGUUACUACUGUAAUGGUUGCUGUAAUUUCCAUAUGCGCUCAAAAUAAAUCAUGUGUGUGAUUGUUUCGUGCCCAACAUUUGACUGGUGAAUUGAUUGCUCAGAGCACAAGCAUGCUGCGAUGUGACAUAUUUCUUCACAGGGCCAUUUCAUUUUCUGCAUCAUUUAUAUAUUCAGUAUUGCUUCAA
Molecule: messenger RNA, 1405 nt
Organism: Populus trichocarpa (black cottonwood)
Lineage: Eukaryota; Viridiplantae; Streptophyta; Magnoliopsida; Malpighiales; Salicaceae
Exons: 3
Coding region: 117-1088 (323 amino acids)
Molecular function (GO): hydrolase activity
Source: RefSeq, a predicted model, not a curated record